Pocillopora meandrina is the source of this 3219-nucleotide messenger RNA. Lineage: Eukaryota; Metazoa; Cnidaria; Anthozoa; Scleractinia; Pocilloporidae. The record is from the annotation of a GenBank genome assembly.
AUGGGAUCUGCUUUGUCGUACCACAGCCGUUCGCGAAAUAUUACGAUCAUUCAAAACAAGACUUCUCAAGAGCAGAGAAGGUAAGUAUACCAAACUGAUAGCAAAAUUUUUACAACAAUUAGUAAAUGGUUUUUGUUGCACAGUUUACUAUGAUAUGAUGAACAGUACCGAGAAUAUUGAAAACUAGAAACUGUAGAGAAGAUUAUCAGUAAGCUUGUAUAUGUUGUGCAAAUUCAAAAGAAACUGGCAUCACAAGAAAAUAAGUUAAAAACAGUUCUAGUUUACGAAAUUUUUGAUGUUGGCUCGGAAAAAAGGUUUGAUAAAAUAGUAUCUUUAAAGUGAAUAAUAUAUAAUUGGUGACAGGAAAGCGUACAUUUUAUAAGUGAGUAAAGACUUGUUUUGACAAACGUGGAAUAGUUACUUUCGUAAGUCUACCAGAUGUUACCUCAUGUUUACCCUCCAUAGGGAAAUAAAUAAAAAAUUUUUCGUAUUCACAGCGCGGAUAAUUCCCUCGUUAAAAACAACCUGUUCUGUUGACAUAUUUUCGAUUUCGCUUCGGAAAAUUAAACAUCAAAUAAAAUAUUUCAUUUCCUAUUACAUCCCAUUGUUUGGAGCAUUGAAGUAGUUUUUCAUGGUUGAACGUUUUAUAAAAGAUUUCUAACUGCAUUUCGGUGGUUUAACAGCUUUUUAUAAUAUUUAUUUAUAAUGAAACACAUCACAACACGUUUUCGAUGACGUCCAAUUUCAUUCAGUGAAAUGCAUUUAGGUACCAUCGUUGCGAUAACAAUAGCAAAACUUAUUAUAGCACAUGUAUUAGGGGGAGGAACUUCAAGUAUACACAUUUGAAUGAUUGUUAAUCCAGUACUUCACACCUGUCACUAAUGAGUUUUCAAGCGUCGCAUUUCCUGAUAACUAAGAGUUAGAGGUAGAACAUCAAAAUUGGCCGAAAAAUAUUUGAAAGGAAAGAAACUAAAAUGUGCGCAUUAACUGGUCUGUUCAGUUAUGUGAGGUUUUUUUUUUUUUUUUUUUUUUGCAGCAGGUUAAAUUCUAUACAACCGCAUGUGACGCCUUAUUAAAAGCUUCCGCGACAGAUUGGAAACUAAAUGCUGGUUUUCGAAAUGUCUAAAAUAUCUUCGUCGAUCAAGCAUGUCGCUGUUUUCAUCGUCUCCUGCAGGUUGAACAAAUUAGUGAUAAACCAAAUAUUUAUCCCGGAUAGUGAGGGAUAAAUCGUGAAAAUUGGAAGCGUUUCUAUUUUCCCAAAGCUUGAUCUUCUUUGUGGGCCGUCACUCACAUACAUGUAGGAGAAUAUGGGAAAAACUACAGUUUUUAAUGUAAUGGCGUAGGGGAAAGCGUCUUCAACUGCUCGGCUCCAGUCCUGCCGAGAAAUUUAAAUAACUUCCUCAAUAAUAUGCUAUCUUGAAAAUCAUCGUGACGGUGCAGGAAUUAAGACAAGUAAAAUUCCUGAUUAUCUUUCUUUUUUUCGUUUUAUGAAAACCAGCCUUAACAUUUGGAAUAGCGACUAUAAGAUAGGUUCCGAUCCGAUUAAUCCUUUAACUCUCAUGAAUGACCAAGACAGAAUUUCUCCUCACAAAAUCCUUACAAUAUUAGUACACGAGUGAUGAGAAUAAAGAAAAAGAUGAUUUAGAUGAUUAUUAGUUGAUGCAAUACCAAAUUCUCCGAACUAACAUCAUAAGAAUUGUAUGGCAGACAGUAGAGAGAAUUAGAGAAUCACUGAUGAGAUCUUGGGAGCGAAAGGGUUAGAUGAAAUUUCCUAAUAUUUAUCGAAUCGAACGAUAAAUUGUGGCUUUAAAUAAAACCUCAUCAUUCGUCAUUAACACGUCAAUAAAUUUAACAACAUAUUUUCUCUUUUUAAAGAAUAUUUAAAGGAAUUGCCAUUGCAAAAACAGUCCAAUUUAUCACACUUUUUGAGGUAUAUGACAUCUUGUGCAAACAGAAAGGGUGAGAGAGCAUGCGUUUAGCUUUUUCUGAAGCGUAGAGGAAAAACGUGGGAAUUACAAUAACAGAAGAAAUUCGGGUUUGAGAUCUGGUCCACACACUGACACUUCUGAAGUGAACAAAACGCAAGGAAAGUAGCAAGCUUCUUUGUUAUGCUCAGAACAGCGAAUUAUUUAGUUAAACGGGUUGCAAGAACUUUUGGUUGCUUUGAUAAAAUCCAACGCAUACACUUUGUUUUCUUUCAGCCUACCCGUUGUUGUGGCUUUGAGUGAUACGGAGAACAACACUGGAAAAUACCCUCAUUUGUCAGACGCUCUUUUGCUAAAGAUUUUCUCACAUUUUACAAUUGAGGACUUGAUGCGCAUGUCUUGCGUUUGCCAGCAGUGGCGCCGCGUGAGCCUGGACCCAAGUUUGUGGCAAAGCAUUGAUUUGUCCUCUUGUGCCCACCCGCGAAUCCGUGACAGGACCGUUAUUUGUUUAGUUUCGCGCGUUACGUCCUCUGCUAUCACGUACAUUGACCUAUCAGGACCUGGGUGUUUGCGUCUUACAAACGUCAGCUUGUUUCACAUCGCCCGUCAGUGUCACAAACUUCGCAAACUUUACAUCUGCAAUCGUAAUCGAAUCACGAGCACUGGAAUCGAGAUGAUAGCACGACAUUGCCCUUAUCUGGAAGUCCUCGGAAUGUCGAAGUGCCCUCUGAUACUAUCCCGAGGACUCGGCUUUGUUUUGCGUCGCUCGAAGCUGCUACGAGAACUGGACAUUAGUGGAUGUCUGUGGGUCACUAAUGCGGUUCUCGUUGAGAUCGGACAGCUUUGUGUUUGUUUAGUUUACCUCAGUAUCGAGGGCUGCAAAAAGGUCACGGAUUACGGUAUAGUCUCCCUUGCGAACUCGUGCACCACCUUAAAACACAUCAAUUUACGAAACACUAAACGAAUCUCCAACGCAGGAAUGGAACAAUUUUUAACCAAGCUGCCUAACCUAGAGGGUCUAGAAAUUGGUUUAGUCCGUAAAGGUCGUGGAACCGCUGCCAUGUUGAACCUUGUAGCGACACACUGCAAGAACCUUACGUUUUUUGAUUAUCAAGAGUGUCUUCCUACCCCUGUGGAUGAUGUUCUUUGUCAGAUCGCUGAACAGUGUCAGAGAUUGCGCUUCAUGGGAGUCAGAUAUCAGUACCAGACUCUUUCCAAUAACUUGAUACUCUCUUUGACAAAGUUGUGUCCAAGCUUAGUAAGAAUUGACGCAAGUUUGCGCUUUUAUAUAUGA